Molecule: messenger RNA, 1089 nt
Organism: Closterium sp. NIES-65
Lineage: Eukaryota; Viridiplantae; Streptophyta; Zygnematophyceae; Desmidiales; Closteriaceae
Source: the annotation of a GenBank genome assembly
AUGGCGACGUCUAGAUGCACUGCGCCAUUCACGGCGCUCCCCCGUCGCAUCGCGUCUCCCGCGGGCGUUUUCCUCUCGCUCAUCUCGCUCCUUGCGUUGAUCAGCGUCGCCGCGGCCUCCGAUUUCCGUCCGUACCGCGUGCGCGCGCUCACAGACGCGUCCUUCGAGCACGAUACACAGGCAUCGUCGGGGCAGACCACGGGCCGAUGGUUCGUUCUCUUCGCCACGUCAGACUGCCUGACCUCUUCUGACUCCGCGUCGCCAUGCCACCGCAUCCUUGCGUCGCUUAAGGAGGCUGCUUCUUCCGCGGACGACGUGCCUGGCCGGCUCUUCAUUGCCGCUCAGGUGGAUGUAGACGCCAACCCGAAGCUGAAGAAGAGGUUCGGCGUCGGUUCCGAGCCUGUCCUCAAGCUCUUCCGAGACCGGGCCAUGUUCUCCUUCCCCCAAGCCUCUCUCCCGAGCCUGAUCAGCAGGCACGGGAUGGGUGGCGGAUUGGACGACACAGGGGAUGAAGGAGAUGACGAGUUUGAGGGGGAGGGGUACGCAGCAGCAGCAGCAGCAGCAGGAGCAGCAGCAGGAGGAGGAGCAGGAGGGGAAGAUUUGGCAGCGGUGUUGCGGCGGUUUGUGCGGGGGGCUUACAAGGAGGUGGGGGAGGAGAAAGUGCCGGGCGAGCCGACAGCCAUGGAUGGGAUUGUUGAACUGUUGGCCAGCGCGUGGGAGCAGUACCAGGCGUUCAUGCGGGUGAGUCGCUUGGGAGGGACAGCAAAGGAAGGGUGGUAUGGGAGUGGUAUGGGGGGGGAUGAGGUGGGGGAGGGGAAGGAGGGUGGGGGAAAAGGGGGGGGGGGGGGUGGGGGGGAGUACAGGGAGGUGGGGGAGGAGAAGGUACCGAGGGAGCCGACAGCCAUGGAUGGGAUUGUUGACUCCCCGGCCGGGAUGUGGGAGCGGGAUGUGGGAGCGGGAUGUGGGAGCGGGAUGUGGGAGGCGUAUCACGCGAUCAUGCAGGUGAGUGAUGGCCUGGAGUCAAUUCACCCCUCUGCUGUGCCUGGCCUUCACAUGGCAUGGGAGCAGUACCAUGCGUUCAUGUUUUGA